Molecule: messenger RNA, 1005 nt
Organism: Schistosoma rodhaini
Lineage: Eukaryota; Metazoa; Platyhelminthes; Trematoda; Strigeidida; Schistosomatidae
Source: the annotation of a GenBank genome assembly
AUGGAGAAUCCUUUUGCAGAUCCUGUAGCGAGGUUGACACCGACCAAUUCUCAUGAUAACCUCCAGAUUUCUCGUGUUGAUACGGGUGCAUUAGAUAAGUACAAUCCUUUCGAGGCUACUGCCCAUGGGGAUACCAAACAGGGUAAUCAUACCACUAAUUCUGUACCACCACCUCCAUAUUCUGCUACUCAAGCUCAGAAAAUUACAACCGCAGAGCUUGAACGUCGUCAGAAGGAACUGGAUGCAAAGGCUGCAGAACUAGCACGAAGAGAAGAGGAACAACGAAUGAGAGAGGAACAAAAUCGGCCAGUAUCCCAAGGAGGUGUUAUAGCCAAGAACUGGCCUCCAUUACCAUCCUUCUGUCCUUGUACUCCUUGCUUUUACCAAAACAUUGAGACAGAAAUUGUACCUGAGUACAAAGGAGUGGUCAAGUUUGGAUAUUACCUAUGGCUGUCGUAUGCUUGUUUGUUGUUAGUGAACUUGUUCACAGCAAUGAUAUAUUUUGCCGGUACUUCUAGCUACUACGGGGGAAGUCUUUUCGGUGUUGCUAUUCUGGUGUUCAUAAUUUGUGUACCGUCAUCGUACGUGUGUUGGUUCAGACCAUUAUACAAAGCCUUUAGAAGCAACAGCUCAAUCAAUUUCUUCGUAUUUUUCAUUGUUUUUGGUGUUCAAGUUUUGGUUAUGAUCAUACAGUCAAUCGGCAUCAUAAAUUGGGGAUCCUGUGGAUGGAUCACUGGUUUGGCGGUGGUCAAAUCUAACCCGGUAAUUGGAGUUAUGUCAUUGCUGGUAGCAUCAAUAUUCACAGCCAUCACAGGACUAUCGGCUUGGUAUCUUAUUCAUGUACAUCGCAUCUAUCGCAGUACGGGCGCUAGUUUUGGAAAGGCUAAAGAAGAAUUCGCUAGUGGUGUAGUGUCAGAUCCGUUUAUAAGAAGCAGUGCACUGGAAGCCGGAUUGUUUGCAACACGUCAGGCUACUUCAAGUGGUCCAUCAGCUAACAGAUCCUAA